Molecule: messenger RNA, 4603 nt
Organism: Pocillopora damicornis (cauliflower coral)
Lineage: Eukaryota; Metazoa; Cnidaria; Anthozoa; Scleractinia; Pocilloporidae
Product: 3'-5' exoribonuclease HELZ2
Biological process (GO): mRNA catabolic process
Cellular component (GO): P-body
Molecular function (GO): RNA binding; metal ion binding; 5'-3' DNA helicase activity
Source: RefSeq, a predicted model, not a curated record
AAUGCUGAUUUAGAUAUAGCUAAGAGGUAUGGCCUUAUAAGAGACGGCGCCUAUGUACUUCCCACAAGAGAGGAUGUUAUUUUGCGUCGUGUUGUGAUCGCCACACUAGCUGUAUCACGCCAUCUUCUAGAGCUUCGAUUAAAUCAUGGAUUCUUUACACAUAUUUUGAUUGACGAGGCUUACCAAGCCCUGGAACCUGAGGCACUAAUACCACUCGCGUUAGCUGGACCAAAUACAAAGGUUGUCUUUACUGGAGAUCAUAUGCAGAUGAGUCCUGAAGUGUAUUCGAAUCAUGCUCGUGCUUGGGGUCUGCAGAGGUCGCUCCCUGAGAGAUUGUUUGAUCACUUGUAUAGCGCAGAGCAACCGUCAAAUUGCAAUGUGGUAAUUCUGACGGAAAACUAUCGGUGUCAUCCAAAAAUUCUGCAGUUUUCCUCACAUAACUUCUACAAAGAGGGGCUGAUCGCGAGGAGCGAAGAACCUCAACACCCAAGGUCGAAACCAUUAUUAUUCUAUUCUGUGUCCGGUAUGGAAGAAGCCAGAGAGAAUUCGUACAUAAACACAGUAGAAGUAGAUGAAAUUGUAAAGAGAGUCAAGGAGCUCGCAGGUGACUGGCCAGUGGAGUGGAAAGAAAAGGAUCUCACUAAAAUAGGCGUCGUCUCGGCAUACCUAAGUCAGGUUCAAUUAAUCCGACAAGCUCUCAGAAGGGAAGGCGAGGGGCUUGAGAAAGUCACAGUGGAAACAAUCUAUAACGUCCAAGGAAAAGAAUUCCGUGCCCUAUUCAUCAGCACUGUACGUACAUCCCUCACAUUCCCUCAAUUUCACAAACGUAAUGAUCAAAGAUUCUACUGGGAGUUCUUUUCUGACCCUAAGCUCUUAAACACGGCGGUAACCAGAGCUAUGUCUUUGGUAGCAGUCGUUGGAGAUGCUGUCUCCUUGUGUACUGUUGGUGAGUGUAGGAGUAAUUGGCGGGAUUUUAUCAGAAGAUGUGAACAAGAUGGAUCUCUGUCUGGAAUUUCAUAUACAGCGAUAGAGGAAGCUAUAGCUACCCCUCUUUCUAAGAUAUCUCUAAACCCCGAGGCGGCUGUUUUCGUUCCAAGUAGCGAUGGAGGCCUCAAACCGUUUGUAUGCGAUCGCUCACGAGGUGCGGAAGAUACAGAAACCAUCGAGUUGGGAGAAGAAAGUUUAGCUGAACACAGCCUCGUUAGUCCAAUGACCGUGUCAGGAAGUAAAACAGAUCGGCCGAAGAAUCAUCUGAAUGUAAAAGAGGUUUCAUCUAAAGACGAAGAGGAGCGUAAAACUGAUGGGUCUUUGGAACAAUAUUCGCAAGGUGAUUCAUUUCCACACCAAGAAGACGAAGAUGACGCAGAGCUAAGUAAUUUAAUCCCCUUUGAAGACUUUCGACGGGAAGGUUGUGAAGACGAAACAGUGCUUCCAAGCUCCUUUGACAAAGUAAUUGAAGCACUCGUGGCCACGAAAAAAGAAACCCAGGAGAGGGAGCUUCAACGAUCGCUAAAGAAUGAAGAAUUCCCCUCGCUGAGGAAUGCAGAGUCGAUCAACCGGAAAGGAUACAAAGUGACAAACGAUUUCGACAAAGGAAUCAAACACAGCAAUCGAAGCAGUCGAGAAAAUUCCAGUUUAUCUGGUCUUUCGUCUGAUGACUACCAAUUCUCCUUUGAUGCUAAAGGUAGGGUACAGGCUCGCCUGGUAAACUUCGGGUAUCAUCAAACGCAUUCUAAUCGACAUAAUAGGCCAACGGGACAAGUCAAGGAAGAUGAAUACCUUCACCCAGAGGUAUUACUGAAAUUUAUUCGUGAACAACCUAAAACUUAUCGUGCCAGUACACUUCAUCUCGACUCCGAGGCCUUCAACAUGGCAUUUGCUACUGUGCCGGACACGCAAACACCAGACAUACGAAUCAAAGGAAGAGUUAAAAGGGUUUUCGACAUGGAUCAAGUUGUCGUCAAUAUUUCAGAAAAUCAGUCAAAUUCCAUUGAUGCAGUUCCUCGCUAUCAGGGGGAAAUUGUAGGUGUGCUUCAUCACAUUAUCAGCCCUCACGAACGACAGUUUGUCUGCAAGGUCAAUUUCCACAAUCCAAAUUUGAUGCUUCCAAUCAAUAAGUCCAUGUCAAAAAUCGUGAUAUUAUCUGCAGAUAGCGUUGAAGGUGUACCACUCUACAAGGAAUUGCGCGAGGGAAACGGGAAGAAAGUAAAAGUCUGCGAGAUGGACCACGAAGAAUUCCUUAGUGGAAAAUACCUGUUCCUCGUGCAGUUUCUACAGUGGAGGUCAGAUUGCAUUUACCCCUUAGGUAUCAUCAUUCGAAAAUUGCCGAAAAGAUAUACUUGGAAGGCCAGUAUGGAGAUUCUUCUAGCAGAGCAUGGUAUCAGAAAGUCAUUCAGCGAUGAUUGUAAAAGGGAAGUGCGAACGAAGUUCCCCUCGUCGUGGUCAAUACCAGCUCACGAAAGAAACAACCGCGAAGUAGUUAAAGGAGCAUUUACAAUAGAUCCUGAAAACUCUAAGGAUCUCGAUGAUGCACUUUCCCUAGAAUUGCUUUCGAGCACUGUGUACCGGGUAGGAAUUCACAUCGCAGACGUGAGUUACUUUGUAGAGGCUGGUAGCUAUUUGGAUAAAGAAGCAUUGUUUCGCUGCAUAUCCUAUUACCCUGGGAAUGAGUAUCAAAAUGUUCCAAUGUUACCACCUGAUCUCAGUGAAAAACAUUGCAGCCUUCUUCCUGGUAAAGAUCGUUUAUGUUUAUCAGUGUUUCUUGACAUGUCAGAAGAUGGAAAAUGUUUGGGAGAGCCACAGAUCAAACGCACAAUCGUAACGUCCUCUCGUCAGCUUACCUACUCUGACGCCCAAAAAGUUAUUGAUGCUCAACGAAGCUCACGCAAGCAAUUCCCCAAAAGUGUUGAAAGUGAUAUUCAGGCCCUGAGUGUCCUAGCGCAAAGAAGAAGAAAAUUAAGACUCCGAGAAGCUAGCUUUGACCAUUGGUCAGACAGUGAUGAGCCAGAAUGUUAUGAAGCACAUGAGUUAGUGGAGGAAAUGAUGAUUUUGGCCAACGAGAAAAUAGGUCACCUUCUUCUCACUACUAUUCCGGAGAUGGCACCGCUGCGCACCCAACUGCCACCAAAAGAUUACAAAUUGAAAGAUUGGUUGAGUCGAUACGGGCAUUUUAUCAAGUGUUCUCUGUUUCUCCGCGGCAAGCAACAUCUCGAGAAGAUGACCGAGGAUAACCAAAUGAGAGAGAUCACGGAAUUCAAAGUGCAAGAUUCCGUUUGGUCAGAAAUCUGCAGCGCUGUAGAAUCUGAUGACAAAGCAAAGCUACAGCAGCUGAUUUUUACAGAAAGAAAGUAUCCUCAGCUAGCUGUUGCAAAUCUUCAGUUUCAACGCAUUCAGCAAAAGUCCUGUUAUGUCUGUGAGAGAGGUCAUCCACGAGAAAAUAGUUUGCAUUUCUCCCUGGGGGAGCACGGCUAUACACAUUUCACUUCACCCAUUCGACGGUACAUUGACAUUCAAGUACACAGACUCGUUUUGGGUUUAAUCUCCAACGACCACGGUGCAGAAAGAUACCGAAAGGAUUACGUAGCUAAGGUGUGUCGUCGUUCCACGUUUGCUCAGCGGAACAGCAAGAAGUUCGACAGAGCAAGUAGUAAAGUUCAUUUGGCUGCCAAGCUUAAAGAAGCAAGCCGCGAAACAAAAGCAGUCAUCGCAAUGAUCGAAGAUAAGAGCAUUAGGUUAGAAAUAACGAGUCAAGAAUACGACCGUUUGUCCAAAAAAGAGAGGGAAAUUAAAUUCAGCGAUCUCAACCUAUAUGAUUUCAUGCCAUAUAUAUCAGAAGUAGUCUUUAUAUGGAAAUUAAGGCUAUACAUUGCUCCAAAAGAGAGUGAGUCCUUGGAGGACUACAUCGAAAAUCUAGAAAUCGAAAGAAAUGAAGUUGUUUCCCUAUUAAAUGAAGGAUUGGCUGCCACAAAGGAAGUCCUAAGCUUGAAGGUGGACAACUGGAUGAAGCUCUUGGAAGCUGUUCAAAACAACGACUAUGUGGAAGCUAAGACGUUGAUUACAAAGACUGAAGAUCACCAAAGGGCUCUCAGAAAACGGUUUCCUCCACGCAACAAUGAGAAUAGGGGUUCAAACACGGAGCACUUUCAUGAAAGGCGACUGUCUCUGGCGACCUUUGACAUGGUAAACGUUCAGUUAAGUGCCCACAUGACACAAGGAAUGUUACAUCCGCAAAUUCAGCUUUUCAAGAUUAAUUCCAAGGUCCACAUUUGCAUUGAACACCGCAAAUAUCCAAGAGAGUGCUUUGCCACGACGGUAAAAUACCGAGCAUCUCGAGCAAGCUACUCGUGUUUAGAGAGCUACAUCACUGCUUGGGAACCUGUUCUUGCCAUGGAAAGCGCUACAGAGGCUGUCGAUGAAAGUGACGAGUUUACUAUACACGAUUUACAUGUGAAGUGGUGGGUUGGAACCAGUGAAAAUCCAGUCGGUUCCUUCAGCCUGGACCACGAAUAUUGCAAGAAUCGUCAAAUCGAGUUUUUUCCCGGGGAUUUCGUUUGCAUCCACGUCCGAGAAGACUUCUAUAAAAACUGUCCUUCUUCCACCAGCA